Vitrella brassicaformis is the source of this 2330-nucleotide messenger RNA. The record is from the annotation of a GenBank genome assembly. NCBI's taxonomy places the organism in Eukaryota, Vitrellaceae.
GGCACUGAGGGAGGAGGCAGGAAGCAGGCAGAAAGCAACGAAACAACAGUGCACGCUGCCGCCCGAGAAAGGAGCGAGACAUAAGCAGAACUGCCCGAGCGGUUUGCUUAGACGAGGCCUUCUUGCCACUAGCGCCCAGCCUACCCACUACGGUGGCAGAACAGCUGUGUGCUGUCCUUGGGCUGCUCUCUGUGUAGUCGAUCAACCUACAUACAUCACAUCCAUGACGCACACAAUGAGUGCGUGUAUGUCACGCUGAUCUAGCUCCUCCCCUGCCCCCAUCUCACCCUCUUCAUCAGGCUGAUGCUGAUGCUGCUGCUGGCCAUCGCCCUCGCCCUCGCCAUUGCCGUCGAUGUCGCCAUCCACAUCUGUACACUCAAGACACGCAAACAUACAAGUGGGCCCAACCACACACACACAUGUAUUCCACUCACCCUCAUCGCUGUCGCCGUCAUCCGCACUAUCGUCAUUAUCCUCUGCACACACACACACACAUACAUAUGAGCAAGACACCUAGCCAGGCGGGCUGGGCACUACACAGACCACUUACCCUCACGACCAUCGCCAUCGCCGUCAUCCGCACCCUCCUCUGCACACCACCACACACACACCGAUUCAUCCGACCGACAGACCGAGGUGGAGGCGGCCGGCUGCACACUCACACACUCACCUUCAAUGACUUCCUCCUGCGGGUUGACCAUCAUGUCUGCGUAGGUGCUGCCCAGCGCGCCGCCCACCAGAGGGGCGGUGGUGGGCCGGCGGUCCUUGAAGGCAGCCGAUGCACCACCCACUGGCGGCUCGUUGGUGAGGGCACGAACGCACACUGCAUUCAGCGAACAGCACACGUCAAAGGACGGCUCCAUCACUAGAGGAUCUCUGACCCCUUUCUUACCCAUGGUCAGGCCGGCCCAGAUGAUAAGGGCGAUCGAUGCGACGAAUGGGCCGUCGAACGGCGUCAGCAGCAGCUGCCGAAUAUCUAUAGGGGGAUGGCUACUGUCCAUCCUGCUCGCCACGACGGCGGUGCAUCCGUUAGGGGGCUGGUGGGGCGAGUGGUUGAGGAAGCCGUCCAGCACACCGCCGUGAGCAUGCCUGAACAGACCAGCACAUAACAGAGGGAAGAGGCCAUGAUGGAUGGAUCGAUGUGUGUCUGCCUGAGUGUCGUGUUUCCUGCGUACCGGUCCACGUAAACCCAUGGAGUGGCGCCCCAAUUCGCCAGUGGAGGGGCCAUGAUGACCCUCAUGAUGGUCCUCAUGACGAAGGCCGACGCCGAGGCAUCAGUGUUAUCCUCACCACCACUUGCCGUCCAGCCGCCCCCGUGCCAGCGGAUUCGGGAUCUGACGGGCGGGUUGUCGUUGAUGGUGUGUGGGUGGUAUGGGUGGGCGGGGGGAAGGGGCGGAUUGAUGUCCAGCUCGAAGCCCGGCGCGUCGCGGAGGGCACGCACACCGCCGCCCGGCUGGUCGAACAGCUCAAAACGGCCGUAGUUGCCACCGAAGUCGAUGUGUCGGCCGACUAUCUUCCACAACGCAAUCACGCGCACAUCCGCCAAAUAAGCCUACACAGACACCACACAGACAGACAGACAGACAGACACAGACAGACACACACAUACAGACAGACCGAUGAGUGCCAGCCACCCCACGCCACGCUCAUCUGCCCACCUGUUUGCUAUCGUGACGCUGCAUGUCGGCCACAGCGAGUGUGAUCGGCAGCUGACAGUAGCCCCGCUGCGCCGCCAACUUCAGCGCAUUGGCCACCUCAGUCCACUGCUGCGUGUCCACCAGCCAGAUGGCCUUCAGCAGCAGAGGGCGGUCCAGCUGAGCGUCGAAUGCGAUGAUGGUCUGCAGCCCCCGGGCCACCAGGCAGCGAUUGAGUCGGUUGCUCAGGACGGCGGCCGAGAAGUCGACUUCAUAGAGGAAAUGGGCCGUGACUCUGAGGCUGCCGACCUCCGACCGGCUGCACACAUACACAGAUGGCACAUCACACCCACCCACACACACACGCACACACACACGCCUGUCAACUGCCGCUCCACCUCCCUCAUUGAUUGAAUUUCGGGUGUGGUUUGCAUACGUGUGGAGGGCAUCUCUGUCGUCUUUGUGGAGGAAUUCCAGUGUGUGGUCGUCGAUAACGGCACCAUGGCGGUCCGCAGUGUGGUUGUUGCCCAUCUCGCCCUCUACGCUCCUGCCGGACGGAUCAGCUUCACACUCAUGCCAAUGAUGCUAUGGAUGAAAUCGAUGGUUUCCAUUGUCGAACACUGCAGGAGGUCAGGAUUCAGGCUGCCGACUGCGCACUAGUGGGCGUGGCGAGGGCGGUGGUAUGGUAAAACACAU